AUGCAGAUCAGCCCUGGUAGAACAAACCACUUGGAAACCUUCAAAAAUCUGCAGAAAAACUUAGAACUGCUCAAAAAUGUAAACUCCCGUAUCUUGAUUGGAGCUCCUCCUAUGAAAAAAAAACUGCUAACCAUAGGGAUUUCCUCAGUUCAACACCCCAGUGGGAGCUACCUCUUGGACACCCUGCAGUCUCUCUUCUUUGCUUCCUCCUCAUCUGAGCAGAAACACUUCAUUGUCUUGGUACACCUGGCAGAUCCUGACCCCAAGUGGCUUGGUCAAAUGAUCUCCAGCAUCUCAACCCUGUUUAAACCGUAUAUCCAGACCAGACAGCUAGUAGUGAUCAAUACACCUCUUAAAAACUAUCUUCUUUUAAAGGACCUUAAGAAAAACUUUCACACCACCCCAGCCUAUGAAGCCUUCCACUCCAAGCAGACCAUGGAUUAUGCCUUCCUCAUGAACUUUGCUACCAACCACUCUGACUAUUUUCUGAUGAUCGAAGAUGAUGUGAAAUGUGCUCCAGGAUUUGUCACCCAGAUAGCUACUAUAGUGUCUGCCUGGGAAAACAAACGUUGGAUGACUCUGAACUUCUCUCAGCUGGGCUUCACUGGAAAACUCUUUCGUACUAGAGACCUUCCCUGCUUAGUUCACUUCCUUCUCCUCUUCUACCAAGAAAUGCCCUAUGACUACCUCCUGACUCAUUUUCAUGAACUUUUCAUGCAACCAACACCAAUCCAAUUCUUCCCUUCCCUUUUCCAGCACAGGGGUAAUUACUCCUUCUUUGACAGCAAAUUCAAAUUCAAAGAUAAAGAGAUUGAGGAAAAUGACCCUGGUUCUCCCAGCAACCCUGCUGCUUCCAUCUACACUAGCCUGAAGGUUGCCAAUGGCUCUGUUCUCAUGAAUGCCUACAGCUUGGAUAAGAAUUUCUUUUAUACCAAAUCAGCUGAGGCUGGCAGUCAUCUGACUGUGGUUUUGGAUGUACCUGCCAAGGUGUUCCAAGUUCAAGUGCUGACUGGCUCUCACCUAAAAAACAAGAAUCAGCUGGAAGAGGGACAAGUAGAACUGGGCUAUGAUGCUACUAAUAGGGUCAAUGACUGUGAUGACUAUAUUCUGCUGGGGCUACUGGAAAAUGGCACCCUGAAUAAGCAGGUAUUAUCUAAUGAGUCUGGGAAGAAGGUAAAAUGUGUGAGAUUGCUUGUGACAGCCACUCCACCCUCUGGAAUAAUAGUCAGGCACAUCAACCUGUGGAUUAAAUGA
Messenger RNA from Odobenus rosmarus divergens (Pacific walrus), 1254 nucleotides. Its product is annotated as alpha-1,3-mannosyl-glycoprotein 4-beta-N-acetylglucosaminyltransferase C-like. The record is from RefSeq and is a predicted model, not a curated record. The coding region runs from base 1 to 1254 and encodes 417 amino acids. The transcript has 2 exons. Gene Ontology annotation, molecular function: acetylglucosaminyltransferase activity. NCBI's taxonomy places the organism in Eukaryota, Metazoa, Chordata, Mammalia, Carnivora, Odobenidae. Gene Ontology annotation, biological process: protein N-linked glycosylation.